Molecule: messenger RNA, 915 nt
Organism: Ctenocephalides felis (cat flea)
Lineage: Eukaryota; Metazoa; Arthropoda; Insecta; Siphonaptera; Pulicidae
Product: mitochondrial E3 ubiquitin protein ligase 1-like
Exons: 5
Biological process (GO): organelle organization; protein ubiquitination
Molecular function (GO): ubiquitin-protein transferase activity
Source: RefSeq, a predicted model, not a curated record
GCUGCACCGACAUUUGAAAUAUCUACUAGCUUACAAGAUGCAGUCAAAAAUAGUCCAGAAUCAAGAAUACCUUAUGUUGUGCUUAGAGGUACUGUAAAAUGUAUGGGAGCUCCAUUAACAAGCAAAAAUAGUCCAAAUAUUUCUGGGGCAGUGCAAAGAGUGACAAUUAGCGAACAUAUUGUGACACGAGCUUCAGCAGGGUUUUGGUCUGAGCAGACAAGACCAUUACAUGUUUCACAAAAUGUAGCUCCAUUUUCAUUGUUCAAAGAUAAUUUUGAAGUUGAAGUCGAAGAUGCAUUGUCUGCUGAACUUUUAGAUAUGGAUAUAAUUUGGGACAAUUAUGAACCUAGUCAACUUGGAAUGAUAGAUCAUAUUUGGGGUUUCUUUUCUGGAGUUCGACAGAAAGGACUCCAAAGCACUGAGGAAAUGCUACGAGAGGGUGCCCUAAUAACAGGUAUUGGAGAGUUAUCAACAUGUGAUGGGAGUUUGAAACUGCAAUUACCAAAAUCUGGACAACCUCUGUUUCUAACAACAAUGACGAAAAGUGGACUAGUUUUUAAACUGACUGCUGGGCAAAAUAAUAUCAGAAUGAUCUGUGUAUUCUUAGGAGUUAUAGGUGUUGUGUUAUGUAGCUUACUAGCUAGAAAAUUUUUGGAGAAAAAAGAAAAAGAACGUAAGGAUUUGAGGCUUAAAGAUCGCUUAGAAAAAACUAGGCGAGAACGAAGAGUAGCUGCGAGAGAUAAAAAUUUAUCUGGAGAUCAAUUAUGUAUAGUUUGUGUACACAAUCCUAAAGAGAUUAUUUUACUUCCCUGUGGACAUGUUUGCUUAUGCGAAGAUUGUUCUACACAAAUCACCGAUGCUUGCCCUGUGUGUCGUGAGGCAAUUGAACAAAAAGCAGCUGCAUAUAUAUCGUAA